This is a messenger RNA of Xenia sp. Carnegie-2017, 1044 nucleotides long. RefSeq names its product protein atonal homolog 1-like. Gene Ontology annotation, molecular function: protein dimerization activity; DNA-binding transcription factor activity, RNA polymerase II-specific; RNA polymerase II transcription regulatory region sequence-specific DNA binding. The transcript is spliced from 2 exons. Bases 99 to 638 code for a protein of 179 amino acids. Lineage: Eukaryota; Metazoa; Cnidaria; Anthozoa; Malacalcyonacea; Xeniidae. Gene Ontology annotation, biological process: regulation of transcription by RNA polymerase II; developmental process. The record is from RefSeq and is a predicted model, not a curated record.
GGUAUAAAUUGCGCUAAUAUUCGGCUUACUUACCGAACAAAAAACGCGUGAUUAUUAAUACCCCAUAAAGAGUUCAACAAGAUUAACUAGGUAAAGCGAUGUCCAUGGUAAGCCUCAGCUCGUGUAUUAGCAACGAAGCAAACAAUCCUGAUCCUGCAGUUGGUUACAGGCUACGAAAACGUUCCACAGAAACAAGGAAUAAAAUGGCGAAAAUGGCGCGCGCAAUAAUCGAAGAUGAAGAUGAGGAUUACCUAAGUAAUUCCGCAUCACCGCGAGAAGCAAAACAGUCACGAACACACGAGCGAGUGUCAGCGACAAAGAGAGAACGAGAACGCAUGCACAAACUAAAUCAUGCCUAUGAUAAACUUCGAAAAGCCGUUCCCAAACUUGAUGCGCAUUCACAAAACAAGAACUUAUCGAAAAUAGCCACACUUCGUUUGGCUAUUGAUUAUAUAUCCAUGUUAACAGACCUACUUCAAGGUAAUCUGGAUGAUAUUUCUAUAAGACGAGUCGAGAACAGCAGUGACGAGGCAUCAAACUCAACUGAUGAAGACAGCACGGAUAUUUUGAAUGAACUCAUUGAUAGUGUCCAUGAAUUAGAAGAAAUGGGAUGGUUUUGGGGUGGAUGUGAGCUAUGAAAGAAGUUUUAAAAGAAUCACAGUUCACACCGAACGUUCAGUCUUAAUCGCGAGUUUGCAGAAACAAUCACACUAGAUCUUCACUAAUUUUCAUUGAAGUUAGUUUACCAGAAAUUUUCUAACGAAAUUCACAGUUAUUUGAAGAUGCAUGUUUAGCGAAGUCAUGACAAUAUAUCAGUUAAUUUCAUAAUAUGCGCACAGGAAAUUCUUUUGCCCGCAAAUUAUGCAAAUUUAUCGAGCGCACAGGAAGUGUAAAAUAAGGAGAAAAUAUAUAUUUAUAAAGUUGCAUGCGCCCAUGAAAACGAUAAUUAAUAUUUUUCAAAGAGAUGCUAUUUAAGAACAAUAACUAGUUUAAUGUAUUAUAAAAAGAGAGUAAAAAAUGAAGAAAAACUUAAAAAAUCCAAAA